GUUGCAGUAAUCAGCUGGGUCCUCCAAAGCCAUGUCUUCCGACAUAUAUGCAGAAUGUAUGCUUUACAAUGAAAUACUGAAAAGAAACCCAAAGUCGAUAAAGGGAGUGUUCAGUGCUUCGAAAAUUGCCGAAAUCAAGGAAUUUAUUACCAAUAACGUCGACAUCCCGGCACUGAAAGAAUGUGCAGAAGUUUACAUCACUUCUCGAAAGCGGCCAUCUUCAACUCCUAAAGGUCCAGCAGCUAAGAAAAAAGCACCUGCCGACAGCUCAUCAGAUUCUUCUUCAGACAACGAAGCUACAAAAAAGGCGGUGGUACCCAAUGGGAAGCCUGCUAUAAAUGGGCUAAAGCGGCAAGCCUCAUCUGACUCAUCAUCAUCGUCUGAUUCGGACAGUGACAAACCCGCUGCUAAGAAAUCACCAGUGAAGGCAGCAACACCUGUAGCGGCUACAGCAGCGUCAAAGAAGAAAUCUUCGUCUUCAAGCUCAGAUUCGGACUCGGACGCGCAACCGGCAGUCAAGAAAACUCCUGCAAAACCCGCUGCCAAGCAAACGGUCACUGCAAGUGCGCAAAAGAAGGCAGCAUCAUCGUCAAGUGACUCGGACUCAGAUGAGGAAGACGCUGCUGGAAAGAAAGCUCCUGCAAAACCAGUUUCUGCAAAAUCGUCCUUGGCGAAACCUGGCCCCAAGCCAGUUGUCUUAGCUCAGAAGAAAGACUCCUCUUCGAGUGACUCCGAUUCAGACGACGAUGACGAACCGCAAGCUAAGAAGCCUCCUAUGAAGUCUGCUGUUCAAAAAUUCGCUGUUCAAAAAACACCUAUUACGAAGAAGAAGGAAAGUUCAUCUAGCGAUUCAGACUCCGACGACGAAGAAUCUCCUAAGAAGCCGGUCGUUAAAGUCAUACCAAAACCUGCACCUACAACAGCCAAAAAAGCUGAAACAUCCAGCAGCGAUUCGGAUUCUGAUGAUGAGCCGCCUGCAAAGAAAGCUCCUGCUAAAGCUACAACUGCGCCAAAGCCAUCUAUCGCCGCUGCAAAAACGACAUCAUCUUCCAGUGAUUCUGAUACGGAUGACGAAACAGCUGCAAAGCCAACAUUGCAAGCCAAGAAGCCAACACCAGCACAGAAGGCUACCCCUUCCACGCAGAAAAAUGCUACUUCAUCAUCAUCCAGUGACUCUGAUUCGGACGAUGAAGCUCCUGCCAAGAAACCUGUUCCAAAGGUGGCUCUAGCUAAGGCAACACCACUUGCGAAAAAAGCCAAGUCUUCAUCAAGUGAUUCGGACUCGGAUGAGAAUAAUGCCAAGAAAAAACCGGCUGCUGCUCCCGCAAAGAGCUCUACGAAGCCGCCUACGAAAGCUGAGAGUUCUUCGAGUGACUCAGAUUCAGACGAUGAUGAGGCGGUGGCCAAGAAAGGGCCUGCCAAACCUGUUGUCAACUUGUCGGUUUCAAAACCUGCUGUCAAGUUGCCAGUUUCAUCAGCAAAAAAGGCUUCCUCCUCUUCAUCCAGUAGUUCGGAUUCAGAUUCGGAUAAGACAAAGAAAACUCCUGUAAAGACGGCAGCGUCGGUGAAGCCGGCCGUCUCAUCUGCUAAAAAAGCAGCUUCAUCAUCAAGUGAUACAGACUCCGAGGAUAACUCAAAGAGCAUUCCUGCGAAAUUGGUGCCUAAAGCAACAUCCACACCGUUUGUUAAGAAGGCUUCAAGUUCGUCUAGCGACUCUGAUUCCGAAGAAGAGAAAAAAACCAAAACACCAGCUAAGCCUACUGCGAAGCCCACUGCUUCUGCAGCAAAGAAAGAAGAUUCCACUUCUAGUGAUUCUGAUUCGGACGAUGAAAAGAAGAAGAAAGUUCCAGCAAAAAUCGCGGCAAAACCUGUCACUCCUAUAAAUACCAAGAAAGCUGCUUCAUCGUCAUCUAGCGAUUCUGAUUCCUCGGAUGAGACAGCGAAGAAAACACCUGCCAAGCCAAUAACGAAGUCUUUGACAUCAGCAGCAAAGCCAACAACGAAGUCUUUAACGCCAGCGGCAAAGAAAAAUGCUUCUUCGUCUAGCGACUCUGACUCGGAUGACUCGGAUGACCAAGCUGCUAAGAAAACUCCUCUGAAACCAGUUGCGAAGGUCACCCCAGCGAAGACGCCAUUGUCACUGGCGAAAACGACACCGGCAGCAAAGAAGGACUCCUCAUCGUCCAGCAGCGAUUCUGAUUCUGAUGAGCCUAAGAAAACGGUUACACCAAAACCUGCGGCUAAAACAAAAUCGGCUGCCACGACUCCAGCUGCUGUGAAAAAACCGGAUACGUCUUCAAGCGAUUCUGAUUCUGAUGCUAAGCCUCAAGCGAAGAAACCUCCACCAAAGGGUGCUCUGAAACCAAAAGCAAUGGCAAAGAAGGCUUCAUCAUCAUCCUCAAGUGAUUCAGAUUCAGAAGCAAAAGCUCAAAACAAGAACAUAUCUGCAAAAACUACGCCAAAAAGCGCCGGCUCAGCAGCUGCUAAAAGGGCGGCCUCAUCUUCAAGUUCGAGUGACUCAAGUUCUGGGGAAGAGAAUAUCAACAAAUCGUCUACCAAGGAAACCUCUACAAAGCAGAAAUCUCAAACAGUAACGCCGUCGUCUAAGAAAGCUGCUACUCAAAGUGAUUCUGAUGCGGAAAAUGUGAAGGGUAAACAGUCUGACAAACAAGAUACCCAAAUUGGGAAGCCGAACGGCACUGCAAAGACCUACCCAAGAAAAUCUAACGAGCCGUUUCGACGAGUAACAAUCACAAAAGACUCUUUGAAGGACAAGUUCAAGGACAAUUCAUAUAACCCCUCUUUUGACCACUGGGGAGCGAAAGCACAUGAAGCUCUAAGCAAAGUUCAAGGAAAAGGAUUCCGACAUGAAAAAACGAAAAAGAAGAAGGGCAGUUACGGCGGAGGACCAAUAAAUACAUCUGUGAACUCUAUAAAAUUUUCUGACAGUGAUUAAUUGCAUUUAAGUGCUUUGUUUUAUCUGCUGUUGUUUCCCUGUUACUUGAAUUUGUGGAUGUUAUCUGUUACCAUUUGUAUAGGUUGACAUAUUACAAAGAUUGAUGGAUAUUAGUGGUUGUUGUUUCGUUUUGAAUGUGACAGUCUGUGGCACUCCUUGUUGUGCUGAAUAUUCAUACAGAUAAAUUGUUGCUGAUACUUUGUU
Molecule: messenger RNA, 3160 nt
Organism: Cylicocyclus nassatus
Lineage: Eukaryota; Metazoa; Nematoda; Chromadorea; Rhabditida; Strongylidae
Source: the annotation of a GenBank genome assembly